AUGUAUCUCGGGCUGUACGACACGGAGGAGGAGGCCGCGGCAGCAUACGACCGGGAAGCCAUCAGGCAGAAGGGCCAUCAUGCCGUCACCAACUUCGACAUCUCGCUGCUCCUCUCCCAGCAAGCCUCCCAGGCGGUGCAACGUCAGCAGGAGCAACAGCGCGCUCAGAGCCUUCAGCCCCCCCCAUUUGCGCCACCCCCCCACGCCCAGCUGCCGCCCACUUCGCCCCCCUCCCUCCAAGCCUCGCCCCGAUACGCGCCCCCCCGCGCGCGCACUCCCCCCUCCCGCCCGCACAGCUCCCCCCGCCAAGUCCGAAGCCCCAGCCUGCGCAGCCCGGGGGCCUCCAACCGACUGCGGCCGCAGGCCUCCUCCCCAACGUUUUCCCUCAGCGCCGCGCUCGGGCAGACGCCCCCCGGGAGCCCUCCCUACCACCGGUCACAAUCGUGGCCCCGGACGCAGCCGUUGAGCGGCCCCUACGUGGGCCUCGGGGGGUUCGCCCCGGUCGGCCCGCAACCCUCAGCUGCCGUACCCGCUGACGUGUCCUUGGAGCAGGCGGCUCUUUGGCGGUCGGUUUUCGGUCAGCCCGGUGGCGCGCACGUGGGCUGGGGCAACGUGCCAAUGCCUCAGCCCAGUCCAUCCGAGUUUCAGCCCGGGGCCAUGCCACCACAACAGCGGCCAGCCAAAUUGGUCGCAAGGCGCGGGCCGGUAGAAGCUCCGCCACUGGCUGCGGGCAGCCCCCCCCUUGGCAGCGGCGGCGGCACAGGAGGGGCGCAGCCGGUGCCCCAAACCGAGGUGGAGAGUACCCGGCCAGGCCUGGCUGCUCGAAGAAGGAUGCUGCGAAGGCGGAAGAUGGCGCUCUCCCAGAUGUACCAUCAGCAGCGGCAAAUCGACGACCUCGAACUGGUUGCUCCAGCGGAGCAGUCCCUCCAAUCACAGCCCUCGCCUUAUCCAGGCCAAGAACAGCCACUAGAGCAAGAACACCUGCAGGGGUUAGGAGGCCUGCAUCCUUCGAGCUACGAGUGA
Molecule: messenger RNA, 1023 nt
Organism: Klebsormidium nitens
Lineage: Eukaryota; Viridiplantae; Streptophyta; Klebsormidiophyceae; Klebsormidiales; Klebsormidiaceae
Source: the annotation of a GenBank genome assembly